Molecule: messenger RNA, 999 nt
Organism: Caenorhabditis bovis
Lineage: Eukaryota; Metazoa; Nematoda; Chromadorea; Rhabditida; Rhabditidae
Source: the annotation of a GenBank genome assembly
AUGCUCGUUUCCUUAACGGGUCUCGCAUUUUGGGAUAUGCUUCUAUUAUUAUCGGCAUUCUUUCAACAUGCCUUAUGGGCGACAUUGAACUACUUCUCAAUCAUUGAUGAGCCUUGGGAUUCAUGUUUUGUCGCGCUUAAUAGCCUUGUUAGUUUCGGACAUAUCACUUCGACAUAUAUGCUGAUUGAAGUCACUGCGGAAAGAUUUUUCGCAGUGGCCCGACCAUUUCAUUUCGCUGGUGUUAAUAGAAAAAAUCGAAGGAAAGGAUAUGCGCGAAUUCUUGGAGAAUUCAUCAAAAUGCCCCUAUUGGUCACUGUAUUGGCGUGCAUUAUCACAUUUCCUAGUUCGUUCGAAUAUGAGCUUGAGCCUUGCAUUUACAAAUCUGAACAAUUUAUGCAGAAGCAUGAAACGAGUUUAAUGCGGAAUGUCUAUUACAAGUUUCUCUAUCGCACAAUUUUUCUCUCGAUUAGCAUGACAUUCGGACCCUUUAUCGUUAUUACACUGCUAACAGUGUCGACGCUCAAAAGUAUGCGGAAAAGUAUGGAAGGUCGCGCUUCAAUUCUCAUCGCUCAAGGGCAAAAUCAUCUAUUCCAAGCCGACAAGGACAAGACGAAAAGCUUGCAAGCAAUAUCUGUUCUACUUCUUGGCAAAUUCCUACUCCUUCGUUGUUGGCCGACAGCGGUUGCAGUAGCUCAGAUGUUCGUUGGUGAAGAUUUUCGACUACUCCCUCUCGACGUCUCACAUUUCUUCUUUUUGCUCAACUCAGCGACAAACUCGUUCGUCUUUGUUGUUAUUAAAUCGGCAUUUGAAACAAGACGAUUGAGACGAAUUCGGGAACGCCAUCGCCAACUCGUUGCUCAACAUGCGAAACAAGUCCUCAGCAUAGGAAAAACAUUGGCCGGUGACAAUCUACUUCUCGUUCAUGAGGCCGAGUGCGAGAAUAAUUCAAGCGACGAGGAAAUCCUCGAAAUGAAACCACUGAAUUCUAAUCGAGUCUAA